Molecule: messenger RNA, 2753 nt
Organism: Panthera uncia (snow leopard)
Lineage: Eukaryota; Metazoa; Chordata; Mammalia; Carnivora; Felidae
Gene: CDH22
Product: cadherin 22
Exons: 11
Coding region: 1-2487 (828 amino acids)
Biological process (GO): cell morphogenesis; cell-cell junction assembly; adherens junction organization
Cellular component (GO): catenin complex; adherens junction; plasma membrane
Molecular function (GO): cadherin binding; calcium ion binding
Source: RefSeq, a predicted model, not a curated record
AUGAGGCCGCGGCCCGACGGUCGGGGGCUCCGGGCGGGAGCCGCGCUGUCGCCCGCGCUGCUGCUGCUGCUGCUGCUGCCGCCGCCGCCGCCGCUGCCGGGACGCCUGUGGGCGGCGGGCACACCCGCGCCGGCGACGCCCGGGGCUCGGCAAGACGGCGCGCCCGGCGCGGGCCGCGUCAAGCGCGGCUGGGUGUGGAACCAGUUCUUCGUGGUGGAGGAGUACACGGGCACCGAGCCCCUGUACGUGGGCAAGAUCCACUCGGACUCGGACGAGGGUGACGGGGCCAUCAAGUAUACCAUCUCAGGCGAGGGCGCUGGGACCAUCUUCCUGAUUGAUGAGCUGACGGGAGACAUCCAUGCCAUGGAGCGCCUGGACCGGGAGCAGAAAACGUUCUACACGCUGCGGGCUCAGGCCCGGGAUCGCGCCACUGACCGCCUGCUGGAGCCCGAGUCGGAGUUCAUCAUCAAGGUCCAGGACAUCAACGACAGCGAGCCCCGCUUCCUGCACGGCCCCUACAUUGGCAGCGUGGCUGAGCUCUCACCCACAGGCACGUCGGUGAUGCAGGUGAUGGCCUCGGAUGCGGAUGACCCCACGUACGGCAGCAGCGCUCGGCUGGUGUACAGCGUGCUGGACGGCGAGCACCACUUCACCGUGGACCCCAAGACCGGCGUGAUCCGGACGGCCGUGCCCGACCUCGACCGCGAGAGCCAGGAGCGCUACGAGGUGGUGAUCCAGGCCACAGACAUGGCGGGCCAGCUGGGCGGCCUCUCGGGCUCCACCACCGUCACCAUUGUGGUCACCGACGUCAACGACAACCCACCCCGCUUCCCACAGAAGAUGUACCAGUUCAGCAUUCAGGAGUCGGCCCCCAUCGGCACGGCUGUGGGACGAGUGAAGGCCGAGGACUCAGACGUGGGCGAGAACACAGACAUGACUUACCACCUCAAGGAGGAGAGCGGCAGCGGCGGCCACGUGUUCAAGGUCACCACGGACAGCGACACUCAGGAGGCCAUCAUUGUAGUGCAGAAGCGCCUGGACUUCGAGUCCCAGCCCGUGCACACCGUGGUCCUGGAGGCCCUCAACAAGUUCGUGGAUCCCCGCUUCGCUGACUUGGGCACGUUCCGCGACCAGGCGAUCGUGCGCGUGGCCGUGACCGACGUGGACGAGCCCCCCGAGUUCCGGCCGCCCUCCGGCCUCCUGGAGGUGCAGGAGGACGCGCAGGUGGGCUCCCUGGUCGGCGUGGUGACGGCGCGGGACCCCGACGCCGCCAACCGGCCCGUCCGGUACGCCAUUGACCGUGACUCGGAUUUGGAUCAGAUCUUUGAUAUCGAUGCGGACACGGGCGCCAUCGUGACGGGCAAGGGGCUGGACCGCGAGACCGCGGGCUGGCACAACAUCACGGUGCUGGCCAUGGAGGCUGACAAUCAUGCCCAGCUCUCCCGGGCAUCCCUAAGGAUCCGAAUCCUGGAUGUGAACGACAAUCCCCCAGAGCUGGCCACCCCCUACGAGGCAGCGGUGUGCGAGGAUGCCAAGCCAGGACAGCUUAUCCAGACCAUCAGCGUGGUGGACAGAGACGAGCCUCAGGGCGGGCAUCGCUUCUAUUUCCGCCUGGUGCCUGAAGCACCCAGCAACCCUCACUUCUCCCUGCUUGACAUCCAAGACAACACAGCAGCGGUGCACACACAGCACAUGGGCUUCAACCGGCAGGAGCAGGAUGUGUUCUUCCUGCCCAUCCUGGUGGUGGACAGCGGGCCGCCCACCCUGAGCAGCACGGGCACGCUCACCAUCCGCAUCUGUGGCUGCGACAGCUCCGGCACCAUCCAGUCCUGCAACACCACAGCCUUCGUCAUGGCCGCCUCCCUCAGCCCAGGCGCCCUCAUUGCCCUCUUGGUCUGUGUCCUCAUCCUGGUCGUGCUGGUGCUGCUGAUCCUCACCCUCAGGCGCCACCACAAGAGCCACCUGAGCUCGGACGAGGACGAGGACAUGCGGGACAACGUCAUCAAAUACAACGACGAGGGCGGCGGCGAGCAGGACACCGAGGCCUACGACAUGUCGGCGCUGCGGAGCCUCUACGACUUCGGCGGCGAGCUCAAGGGCGGCGACGGGGGCGGGGGCCCGGCGGGCGGGGGCCCGGGCGGCGGCGGGGGCGCGGGCAGCCCCCCGCAGGCCCGCCUGCCCUCGGAGCACCACUCGCUCCCGCAGGGGCCGCCGAGCCCCGAGCCGGACUUCUCGGUGUUCAGGGACUUCAUCAGCCGCAAGGUGGCGCUGGCGGACGGGGACCUGUCGGUGCCGCCCUACGACGCCUUCCAGACCUACGCCUUCGAGGGCGCGGACUCGCCGGCCGCCUCGCUCAGCUCGCUGCACAGCGGCUCGUCGGGCUCCGAGCAGGACUUCGCCUAUCUCAGCAGCUGGGGCCCGCGCUUCCGGCCCCUGGCCGCGCUCUACGCCGGCCACCGCGCGGACGACGAGGCCCAGGCCUCCUAGCGCCCCCGUCCUGCCGUCGGGGCGCGCCUCCAGGCCCACUGAGGGCCCGACGGGGCCCCGGGACCCAGCAUUUCCCCUGCUCACCCCCUUCCCCAGCUCUCCCAGCCUCCCAGGGCGGCCGGACGGGAGGGAGGACUCGUUGGGGGCGGACACCCCGACGCCCCCUCUGGCCCCCCACCCCCCCUCCCAGGGGGUGGGGUGGGGCAGCUUUUGCCCAGACAUACGGGAAUUACCACCAACGUCAUUAAAACUGCAGCGAGACCCGG